Molecule: messenger RNA, 1479 nt
Organism: Colletotrichum fioriniae
Lineage: Eukaryota; Fungi; Ascomycota; Sordariomycetes; Glomerellales; Glomerellaceae
Gene: UTR1
Product: NAD(+) kinase
Biological process (GO): NAD+ metabolic process; NADP+ biosynthetic process
Molecular function (GO): NAD+ kinase activity
Source: RefSeq, a predicted model, not a curated record
AUGAAAGCCUUGGCCUCGGUUGUUCGCAGAAAUAAACCCGAAGCCCUCUCUCUUACCGGCAUGUUGUCCCAACAAGGCGGUUGCGAUAACCGCCCCGCCACUUCUUCAUCCCAGAAGCUGGCCGACGCCCUGAACGAGCUGGCCAACCGGAGCAUGACCCCCACCACCGCCCUGCCCUCCUUGCAGUCCCCUUGCUUCUAUCACAACCGAUUUGAUGAUGCCGUCAACAUCGACAAGGUUCUCGAGGAGAUCAAGAAUGACGACUGCAUGUCCCACUCUAGGCUCGUACAGACAGCCACCGGCGUCCGCGAGGUCUCCAAGCAGUUGCAACGCCGUCCCAUCAAGCGCGCUGUCCGCAAUGUCAUGAUUGUCACCAAAGCUCGCGAUAACCAGCUCGUCUACUUGACCCGCGAACUCGCUACUUGGUUGCUUCGCACUCCGAGGUAUGGUGCCAACGUUGGCGUCAACGUUUAUGUGGACGCCAAGCUCCGCAACUCUCGACGCUUCGAUGCCAAUGGCAUCGUCGCAGAGAACCCUGCAUACCAGGAUAUGCUCAAGUACUGGACGCCUGAUUUGUGCUGGAGCCAGCCUGAGAAGUUCGACCUUGUCCUCACCCUCGGCGGUGACGGAACCGUUCUCUUCACGUCAUGGCUGUUCCAGCGCAUCGUGCCCCCCGUUCUGUCCUUCAGCCUGGGCAGUCUCGGCUUCCUGACGAGCUUCGAAUUCGAAAAGUACACGCAGCACCUGGACCGGAUCAUGGGCGACGAGGGCAUGCGUGUCAACUUGCGCAUGCGCUUCACUUGCACCGUCUACCGUGACGGCACUCUUGGCCAAGAGGCUGAGGAAGGAGAGCAAUUCGAGGUUCUCAACGAACUUGUCAUUGAUCGAGGCCCGUCCCCAUAUGUUUCGAACCUGGAACUUUACGGCGAUGACGAGCUCCUUACUGUGGUGCAGGCCGAUGGCUGCAUUUUCUCAACUCCGACAGGAUCGACCGCUUACUCACUUUCGGCUGGAGGUUCCUUGGUACACCCCGACAUCCCAGCUAUCCUUCUGACACCCAUCUGCCCGCAUACCCUCUCAUUCCGCCCGAUGGUUCUCUCUGACACGAUGCUCCUCCGUGUGUCGGUGCCACGUAACUCUCGCGCAACUGCAUACUGCGCCUUUGAUGGCAAGGGUCGUGUUGAGUUGAAGCAAGGAGACUAUGUUACCAUCACUGCCUCACAAUAUCCAUUCCCUACGGUUGUCCGAACUCAGACGGAGUGGUUCGACAGUGUUUCCCGCACUCUUCGCUGGAACACGCGCGCCGCGACGCAAAAGGGAUUCGACCCCUCUGCUAGUGGCAGCCUCUGCCCGUCUGAGGACGGCAAGGAUGAUGAUCCGGAGUGGGAUAUUGACACCGACUCGGCCUGCUACGCUAGCGAGGACGGGAGCAUCAGUGCGAGUCCCUUGAGAAGGCAGAUGAGUCUGCUGGGCAUGUGA